Messenger RNA from Daucus carota subsp. sativus, 3240 nucleotides. RefSeq names its product transcription termination factor MTEF1, chloroplastic-like. The transcript has 3 exons. NCBI's taxonomy places the organism in Eukaryota, Viridiplantae, Streptophyta, Magnoliopsida, Apiales, Apiaceae. The record is from RefSeq and is a predicted model, not a curated record. Gene Ontology annotation, molecular function: double-stranded DNA binding. Gene Ontology annotation, biological process: regulation of DNA-templated transcription. Bases 1 to 1188 code for a protein of 395 amino acids.
AUGAAGAUGCUUGUUUGUAUGUUUAAAUCUCAUUUGCAAACCCUAAUUAUCAAUCAUCGAACUCUCCCCAAUUUGAAUCACUGUUUAAUUCGACCCAUCUUUCGUAGUUAUAGCCCCAAAAGAACCAUAGAUUCUUCAGAAUUCAAGAUUUCCUUUCUCAAGAACAAAUGUGGCUUAUCUGGAAAACACCUAAUUCGUGCUUCUAAAUGUGUUCAUUUUGAUUCUUCUGAUCACAGACCCGAUUCGGUUCUCGAGCUAUUCCGAAACUUUGGAUUCCCCCAGCCUAAUAUUACCAGAAUCGUUUCUGUUGUACCCCGUGUUCUUCAGUCCUUAAAACCCGAAGAGCUCUUAAAGCCAAAGCUCGACUUUUUGCUUUCUAUGGAAAUGUCUCAUGCAAUGGUGGUCCGUAUUGUCACCAGAGACCCGCGAAUACUCGUUAGAAGUCUCAACAAACAUUUAAUACCCACUUUUGAUCAGCUUAAGGAUAUUAUUGGUUGCGGCCCAAAUGCAGUUGCUCUCCUUAAAUGCGGUCCUUUUAUUUUUACCAACACCGCCGAAGUGUUGCCUAAUAUUCGGUUUCUCCUUAGACAAGGAAUUCCCAUUUCUCAAAUUUUCAAGUUUGUAAGCCAGUAUUCCCGAAUUUUGUGCUAUCCACAUGACAGAUUCUGUCAAGUCUUUUUGAUGGUCGAGGGCAUGAACUUUGAUUAUUCAUCUUCAUAUUUCAUCCAUGCUCUCCAUGCAUUGUCUUUUCACAAUGACUCCACAUGGGAAUCUAGAUGUUUGUUGCUUAGAAGCUUUGGUUUCUCUAAUGAUGAGAUCCUUAAAGUGUUCAAGAAAUCACCACUGAUUAUGUGUUAUAAGGAGAAUCAUAUUAACAAAAAGGUGGAGUUCUUUCUGAAGAAAUUACAGUGGACACCAUCUAGGUUGUCAUGUAACCCAAAAGUUCUAUGCUAUAGCUUAGAGAAGAGGACUAUUCCAAGGUGUUCAGUUCUGCAAGUUUUAGUCUCAAUAAGCAGCACCAGUAAGAGUUACAAUAUAUCAACAAUUUUGGCGAUAGCUGAGAGAAAAUUUGUCAGAGACUUUGUAAGUGUAUAUAAGGAUGAACUACCCGAGGUAAUGGAGGCAUACAAAGGGAAGAUGAAAUUUGAUGAAUACACUUUCAAACAGAAGGGGCUGUUAAAGCUCUAGCCAUCAAUUAUUAAUUGGGCACCAGUCACAUCACUGAAUCAGCAGAAAUACCAGGAAGAUAAUUAAUGGGAUGAAGAAGUUUUUGUUUUAGACAGUCUAGUCUAUCUAGUAUGUCGAGUAUGCCAAGUUCUUGUAGCUAUAGCUUAGAGAAGAGGACUAUACCGGGCUGUUUGAUUUUGCAAACUUUGGUGUCUAACAAUAGCAUUCACAACAGCUUCAUGUUUACUACGAUAUUGCAGACUACCAACAUGAAAUGUUCAAAAUACUUUGUAGCUGGUAAUGAGGGUGCAGUUCCUUAAGUAUUGGAUGCAGACAAAGGUUUUUAUAAUAUCACAAAAUGUUAUGGCGCAUGGAUAAUCUUGCACUACUGCGUUAAAGGCAAAAUAAAUGGGUUCACUGUCAAAGUGGCCAGAUUUUCAUAGCUGGGAUUUCAUGUCUAACUUCAGGAAGCUUAUGGGGGUUUAUAUACGGCGAUAGCAGUUUGACAUAGGAGAGAAAUUUUCUUCUUCAUGAUGAGUUUAUUUAAACGUCUGAGAGUUAUGCAAAUAUAUAUAUAUAUUCUUUCAGCAUAAGCUGUAGCCUGUAAGCUGCAAUGUUCUGGUAGGCAGAACAUUAGCAAUAUAAAACUGUUAAUCUUAAAUGAAAACGGAAUGAUGAUACCCCUCAUUCAUCUCCACCCCAUCAAGAGAAGGAGAAAUAGGGGCAUGACCAGAAAUUCCAAAGGCCUUGAUAUGAUCUUUCAGUGACCUUUUAUGCUUGAAAUCUGAACCGCAUGUACAGAGCCAACGUUUCCCACAAUUCUUUUCAUGGGUUCGCCAGUCCCCUUUUACGGCCAGACAUUUGCCACACUUUCGACAACAGAAUUGCUUCGUUCCAUGCUUCCUCUUGUAAUGUGUCUGCAGUGUUCGGAAAUCCUUCAAUGGCCUGGCCCUCGGGUGAUUCAGAUUAUUCUUGCACCCUUCUUCACAGCAGUAGCAGGGGAUUCCUGACAUUGCUCGUGGCUGCACUCCCUUCAGCGAUUCAGGUCCUUUGCGAUAUUGUGAGCCAUGCCCCCACAUGUGCAUCUUCCACCAAUGGUAUAUAUAACAUGCAAGCAAAAACUAUUAAUGAGGAAGAACUGCAAAUUCGAACAUAUUAUAAUUUGCAUGAAGAUCUCUAAUCUGAACUAACCUGAAGAUUGUUGUGGCGAUUGAAUGUUUUGUUACAGAUGUGGCAUGAGAAAUUUGUGAAACCGACAAGAAUUUGGGCAGGACUUGGUAUCCAGUAUUUGGUUAUUGGUUGAUGAUGACUAGAGUAUCUAGAGCUACUUUCAGAGGUGCUCAUUGCAAGCCCGAUAUGUAAGGUGACAUUCAAGUCCUCUUUAUCCCCAUGACACGACGAGUAAGAAUCUUGAUCUGGCAUCACGGGUUUUGGGGCUUCGGAUUGAAGAGAGCUCAGAAUUGUGGAUGGCAAGGAUUCAAGAAAAUUUCGAGUUUCCUUGGGAAAGAAGUCAACAAGUUGAGUAUGAUUAUGGUCUAAUGUGAACGAACCAUCGGAGAGCUCCAUAGUGAUUUUAACUGCAAAAUAACUUGGAAGAUACUAUAUAGGCGCUUAUAAUCUGGACUCUGGCCAUUUGUUGUCACUGACACUAUGAUUCUGAGACGCGUUUUGCUGAAAAUGGAUAUCUGCAUAAUCAGCGUCCAAGAAUUCACAACUUUGUACUUAGAAUGGUAUUCAGACCGGAGAAAUUUUAAGGAGUUCUGUGAUUCUGAAGGAAAUGGCCUUUUUAUCUUUGAUUCUUGUAUCAAAACGAACCUGAUGUAUCAGACUCUGUAAGCGGAGAUGGCAAGGUGUACGAAAACAGACCAUGCCUCUACUCAAAGCAGUGAAGAUGCUGCUAUAUCUGUUUGAACACGAGCAAAGGUGUUCUUUGAUCAAUCUCUAUUAUGUGUAUUCUCAGCUUUACAAUGAAGCUGAAAAACAGCACUAUGUUGUCAGCUACUUAUGCACUUGACUAGUUAGAGAUUUCAUAUUCUUCUGGACCUUUGGAUGCAAUCCUAUCAUUACUUAUUA